AUGUACUCUUCCACCCGCGACAUGCUGUCGUUCGGCGCGGCGAUCCUCUCCAACAGACUCUUGUCCCCCCUCGCCACGCGAAAGUGGCUGUCUCCAACCACCUUCACAUCCUCUCGCGGCCAUGUGCUGGGAGCGCCAUGGGAAAUCCAGCGUGCCGACCGACUCGUGCCAGAUGGAAGAGUGGUAGACAUCUAUACCAAGGCUGGUGAUCUUGGACUAUACCACACUAUGUUCGCUCUUGUUCCAGACUACGAUAUUGUCGUCAACGUUAUGACUGCUGGCAAAGAGGUCACCGAUGAAUUCUUUGUUCAGUCAGAUGUCAUCUCACAGACGCUGAAGGCAAUUAUCCCGGCACUAGACGCAGUCACAAAGCAAGAGGCUAAGAAAAACCUUGCGGGCAUCUACCAGGACAAGGAGAGUGAUUCUGUGGUGGAGUUGGAAGUCGAUGAUGGUCCAGGUCUGGCGAUCAAAGAGUGGACGGUGAAGGGCUUCAAUGUAUUGGGAAACUUUACUUUCUACAAUAUUGCCGCCAGUGGGAGAACGCUGCCUGGGAUCGCGAGGUUGUAUCCUUCGAGUCUCAAGGCGGGUAGCCAAAAGUUGUGGAGAAUGGUGUUUGAUCAGGUAGAUGACGAGAGAGGUGAGCCCUUUGAUGAGGAAGCUGUUUACCCUGACGCCCGGUGCGUGAAUUGGGGUACCAUGGAUAGGUUUACUUAUGACUUUGUGGGGUUGGAGGAAUUUGUCAUGACGGUUGGGAAAGAUGGUGCGGCAAAAUCGCUGAGUCCGGUGGGCUUCGGGGUUUCACUCGCCAAACAGGAGUACAUGUAA
Podospora pseudocomata is the source of this 825-nucleotide messenger RNA. RefSeq lists its product as uncharacterized. The record is from RefSeq and is a predicted model, not a curated record. The transcript has a single exon. Bases 1 to 825 code for a protein of 274 amino acids. Lineage: Eukaryota; Fungi; Ascomycota; Sordariomycetes; Sordariales; Podosporaceae.